CAGUCUCGGUGUCCUCAGUGUAGUCCAGCCUUCACUGCGGUUACAUAAGCCAAUAAGUCCGCGGUGUGGGACUCGAUCACUUUCCCACUCAGCGUGGCUCCUCCUGACACUCACGCACUCAUCACACUCUCACUCUGUGGAUCUGUCACACACAUUCUUUUGCUUGUGACCAAGAGAACUGCACUUGAUCUGGACAACAAGAAACUUUACCACCAUCUUUUUUUGUUUCUUUUCUUUUUUCUUUUUAAAUAUAUUUUUUUCUUUUUUAAACAUUUUUAAUGGUACAAUGUCGUCUCUGCCAGGAACGGUACCGCGGAUGAUGCGCCCGGCUCCCGGACAGAACUAUCCACGCACCGGAUUCCCCUUGGAAGUGUCCACGCCUCUGGGCCAAGGACGCGUCAACCAGCUCGGAGGAGUCUUCAUCAACGGCCGCCCGCUGCCCAACCACAUCCGACACAAGAUCGUGGAAAUGGCGCACCACGGGAUCCGGCCCUGCGUCAUCUCCCGCCAGCUGCGGGUCUCCCACGGCUGCGUGUCCAAGAUCCUGUGCCGGUACCAGGAGACCGGCUCCAUCCGACCCGGAGCCAUAGGAGGCAGCAAACCCAGGCAGGUGGCCACGCCGGACGUGGAGAAGCGGAUAGAGGAGUAUAAGCGGGAGAAUCCCGGCAUGUUCAGCUGGGAGAUCCGGGACAAGCUGCUGAAGGACGGUGUGUGCGACAGAAGCACAGUCCCUUCAGGUGAGGCCUCUCCUGUGAGUUCGAUCAGUCGUGUUCUUCGAGCUCGGUUCGGGAAAAAGGACGAUGAUGAUGAGUGUGACAAAAAGGAUGAAGACGGAGAGAAGAAAACCAAACACAGCAUCGACGGAAUCCUGGGCGACAAAGGCAGUCGGAUGGAUGAGGUGUCAGAUGUGGAGUCGGAGCCCGACCUUCCUCUGAAGAGGAAACAGCGCAGGAGUCGGACCACGUUCACGGCCGAGCAGCUGGAGGAGCUGGAGAAGGCGUUUGAGAGAACUCACUACCCCGACAUCUACACCAGAGAGGAGCUCGCUCAGAGGACCAAACUGACCGAGGCCAGGGUCCAGGUGUGGUUCAGCAAUCGAAGAGCCAGGUGGAGAAAACAAGCAGGAGCCAAUCAGCUCGCAGCGUUCAACCACCUGUUGCCGGGCGGAUUUCCUCCCACAGGGAUGCCAACACUUCCUACGUACCAGCUGCCAGACUCCAGCUACCAAACCAACACUCUGUCCCAAGAUGGUGUCGGCACAGUUCACCGUCCUCAGCCUUUACCUCCGUCCACCAUGCACCAGAGCAGUCUGUCCAGCACGGACGGCGGCUCCGCCUACGGUCUGACCUCCAACCGCCAUGGCUUCUCCAGCUACUCUGACACUUUCAUGAGCUCCGCAGCGCCGAGCAACCACGUCAACCAGGUCAGCAAUGGACUCGCCCCACAGGUGAUGAGCAUCCUCAGUAAUCCAGGAGGCGUUCCCUCACAGCCACAGCACGACUUCUCCAUCUCGCCACUCCACGGCGCCCUGGACUCUUCUGCGUCCAACGUCAUCUCCACCAGCUGCAGCCAGCGUUCGGCCGAGGCCUCCAUCAAGACGGUGGACAGCCUCCCGUCGUCUCAGUCUUACUGCCCGCCCACCUACAGCUCCACCAGCUACAGCAUGGACUCAGCUGUGGCGGCUGCUGGAUACCAGUACAGUCAAUACGGCCAGACUGCUGUGGAUUACCUGGCCAAGAACGUGGGUCUGUCCAGUCAGCGCAGGAUGAAGCUGGCCGACCACUCAGCCGUACUGGGACUACUGCAGGUGGAGACGGGUCAGGCCUACUAGUUCUCACCUCACCACAUUUAAAACAACAAGACACCUGGUCACCAGCAGAACCUGCACCUCUUAUUAUCAUCAUCCAUACAGAUCUGUGCACACGUGCGUGUGUGUGUGUGUGUGUGUGUGUGUGUGUGUGUGUGUGUGUGCGCGCCUCUCAUAAGUUCAUUUACAGGGCUGAUAUAAUAGUUUUCCCAGAAUGAUUUCAUGAUACAGCGGACCAACCUUUAAAUCAUUCCCAGUUGGACUAAACCAAUCCAUAACAGGAAUUUCCACUGUUAAUAAUAUAGCUGCUCAAACAGUAUAUCACCAAAUAUCUGAUAUGUUGUUUCCAUGUUAGGAUGACACUAUGUGGGCCACAACAGUGUUAAAGGGCCAUUUUGUAACAUUUAGCGGGGUUUUUAGUCAGACAUGGAAUUUCUUUUUGAGGUGUGUUUAGUAAUUAUAUGGCAUUGAUUCUGCCUCAUGAAACAAGAAAGUAGACGACUUGUUACACGUUACACACUACUUGAUGAUACACAUGAUUUUUUUGGAAAUAACAAGAAAUACAAAGGAAUCAUUUUGAUGUUCUUCUUUUUGGAAACGUUGAACAUUUAAAAAAAUCACAUACUUAAGGAAAGGCAAAGCUUUAUGAACAAUAAAUAAAGAUUUUUUUUUUUUUUUUUACUUUUUAACUUAAAAUUCUCUGGCCCAAACACUGUAUUUUUCAAUUUAUUGAUUUGAAAUGAUCAAUUUAACUCAUAGUAACUAUCAACACAAAAUAUUGGCAGCUUUAAGAAAGAAUCAGCCUUCAGAAACCUGUGUGUGUGUGUGUGUGUGUGUGUGUGUGUGUGAGGAGACAAACACCUCUAUCACAGACUGACAUGGACAAAUUCAGACAUUCCUGGAGAGACGUCUUUUGUCCACCGUCUCUCUCAUCUGCAGGAUUUCUGGCAGAAGUCGCAGUUCAAACAUUCACCGAUGAUCACGUCUCCAUGCAGCUUGAUACCAACCAUUACAGAUUCUUUUCUUAAUUUAAUUUCUUUUGAUUGUUGUUUAUUUAAUGUUUACUCUUUGCUUAUGAAUGACGACCAUGACUGGACGUCCCCAUGACAACCAACGCCAACAACUGCCGUGAAUCAGAAAUGGAUUCUGAUCUCAUAAUUCACUCUUUCACCCACGUUCAUGUGAGUAAACAUAAUGCUGUGUGACUCAAAUAUUAUGUUCAUAUUGAACAUAUGUGCAGAACGGCCCAUGACGUCACUUACAUCUAGAGUGCAGUUAGUCGUGGAUGUUUACAGACGAUAAUCUUUGCUUUGUGUCUAUUUUUUGAAUUUUUUGAAUCUUUAUUUUCUCCUCAGCUCACUGGUAGUUUGUUAAAAGACAAAAUUUGUAUUGUUUAAUAAAAAUGAUGUGAUUGUAUCAAUGAAUGAAGAUACCAUAAAUUCUAAAAUAAAAGUAUUUACAGUAGCAGGCCAUAAUUUCUAAUUUCCUCAAAAGAAUAUUUAGUAAUUCAGCCCUUAUAUUUUAAUUUGUCUUAAAUUACUGUUCAUGCAAAUUUCCCAGCUUUUAUUCCAUAAUUUUAAAACAGGAAUUAGUUUAAUAUUAUUAUUAUGUGCUUUCACUUUCCUUCUCUGUUUUGAUGUGAAAGCUGAAGGAAAUGUUAAAUUUAUUUCAAGUGUAAUGUAAGAAAAACAACAUUGUAGAAACAAAUCAAGAAGUAAAUCCUAAUUUAGAAAUAAUGCCUUAUUUAAAUCGUUGGUUGUCUUAACAAUUGAAGUUUCCUGUUGUUUCCCUGAUGUUUUCCUGAUGUUUGAAUAUUUGAGCAUUUAUGGUAUAAAUAAAUCUAAUCCAUAGUCAAAAUGAUUCAUGAUGAUAAUGAAUUUGUAAUAAACAAAUUACCGGUUCAUGUCAUGUUAGGAUUAAAAAUGAUAAGGCUGUUUUCAAAUGAGUCCAAGACACAAACUUUAUUAAUUCCAAUAAGAGAUUCCUCAUUAUUCCAAAUCCUUAUGGUCAACAUUAUCUAGAAUCCUUAACGAGGAUCAUUCCAAUCAUAAAAAUACAUGAACCAUCAAAUUUCUUUCUUUCUUUCUUUCAGUAUUUAAUAUCAUUCCAGACAGAUGCUCAGUGUUUCAUUAUGGGCUAAUAUGAAGUCAAUGCCAUGUGAUUAACGCUCCCACAGGAGGCUGCUCUCUGUCCGUGUCUCCACCAGAGCCAUGAAAAACUUUGAAACGCUGACUGUGGGAAUAUUCUACCUUCUGUGUACAUAAUAUUUUUUCAAACCAAGGAGAACAUUAAGGAUCAAAUGUACAGAAAUGCUUAUUUACACCCCCACUCCUCCCGUUUACCUCUUGGUCCUUACUCUCCUUGUUUACUUCUGUUUUUCUGUUUUGGCAUGUGUGUUAUAUAAUUUAUUUUACCUGUAUGACGUAAUAGACUAGAAAAAAAAAAGAAUAAUGUACUGGCAUUUACUCCUUGGUGUGUCAGCUGUAACACUGGUGUACCUGUCUGUUCAUUAAAGCUCUACAUCUGGACCAAGA
Messenger RNA from Solea solea (common sole), 4341 nucleotides. Its product is annotated as paired box protein Pax-7-like. The record is from RefSeq and is a predicted model, not a curated record. NCBI's taxonomy places the organism in Eukaryota, Metazoa, Chordata, Actinopteri, Pleuronectiformes, Soleidae. Gene Ontology annotation, molecular function: DNA-binding transcription factor activity, RNA polymerase II-specific; RNA polymerase II cis-regulatory region sequence-specific DNA binding. The transcript is spliced from 9 exons. Gene Ontology annotation, biological process: regulation of transcription by RNA polymerase II; anatomical structure development. Bases 287 to 1831 code for a protein of 514 amino acids.